This is a messenger RNA of Culicoides brevitarsis, 951 nucleotides long. Its product is annotated as GATA zinc finger domain-containing protein 8-like. The transcript is spliced from 2 exons. NCBI's taxonomy places the organism in Eukaryota, Metazoa, Arthropoda, Insecta, Diptera, Ceratopogonidae. The record is from RefSeq and is a predicted model, not a curated record. Bases 1 to 951 code for a protein of 316 amino acids.
AUGUUUGCUCCGGCAUCUGCAUCGACGCCUACAUCGGUAAAAAAUAGGCGUCCAUCAAAUUCUGAUCCAAUUGUAAAUUCAUUAAUGCAAGAGUUGCACUCAAUGAAAUUAAUCAAUGGAAUUGAUACAUGUGAAAGUAAAAGCGGAGACUCAGGAUUCUUAUCAUCUGGAGAUUCUAGCGUAAAUGGAGAUGCUUAUAGUAAUAAUGCAAGCGUAGUUUUGCGAGCCAAUAACCCAUCACAUAGCUCUGGAAAUGCCUGGGAUCAAAAGACAAUUUGGGAUCUAGCCAAUUCAUUUAACAAUAGUGCUAUCUCUAAUGAUAAUAAUUUUGGCAUAAAUAGUACCAAAGAUUCUAUUUGGUCUAUGCAAUCAUCACCAGUAACAUCUAACAAUGUGUGGGAAAAUACUUUGAAUAAACAAUCAAUUAAUACUAACAUUUCUAUGAAUACUGCUAACAAAAAUCUAGACGCUGAAUGGCUUGGUUCUAUAUGGAUGAUACCACAAACUACACAAAGAAAUACAACUAAUAGCAAUAAUGAAACAUUAAAUAAUUACAGUAGUAAAUUGAAUGCUAUUUGGGAUACUUCAGAAUCUAACAAACAAUUAAAAGCUGACGUAGAAAAAAAACAAGCAGUGUCUGUAAAUGAGUUUCAACUGUUACGGCCGCAUGAUAUCGGAAGAAAUAUGUGGAACAAUAGCACUGCCGCAUCAGUAAUGAAUAAUAUUUCAAAAGAAGAAUCAAUGAGUUCAAUCUGGGCUGCUCCUUCUACCACUACUACUUUUGCUAAAGAAUAUACCACAGUUAUGCAACAAAACUUAUUGUCAACGAAUACUCCGAAAUAUUAUCCUGUGGUUUCAAAAGCGAUACAGCAUCAGCAAAACCAUAUCAACCAUACAGAUAAUAAUAAAAUUAACGCAAGCAAUCAUCAAUCAGCGGCCACAAUUAUUUAA